Esox lucius (northern pike) is the source of this 2911-nucleotide messenger RNA. RefSeq names its product calcium/calmodulin-dependent protein kinase IGb (gene camk1gb). The transcript has 11 exons. Gene Ontology annotation, cellular component: intracellular anatomical structure. Gene Ontology annotation, molecular function: calcium/calmodulin-dependent protein kinase activity; ATP binding; calmodulin binding. Bases 190 to 1476 code for a protein of 428 amino acids. Gene Ontology annotation, biological process: peptidyl-serine phosphorylation. The record is from RefSeq and is a predicted model, not a curated record. Lineage: Eukaryota; Metazoa; Chordata; Actinopteri; Esociformes; Esocidae.
GAAUAGCAUGUUUUGCUGCUAGUGGUGGAGAGGGACAAUGACAUCACAUUGACGUGGUUAGAGAGAGAAAUAUUUAGGGGAAAGGAAAUUGGCAUUACGUGUUGCUGUGGAAGAGAGAGACUUGAAGUGAUCGGACUGGUAGAGAGAUUUUUCCUCUUCGUUGUUGAAGUCCCUGUUGAAGAACCAGGGAUGGGUCGUAAAGAAGAUGACUUUGACUGGAAGAAGACAACUGACAACAUCCAGGACAUAUUUGACUUCAUGGAGGUCCUCGGAUCGGGAGCGUUCUCUGAGGUGUUCAUGGUGAAGGAGAGAAAUACAGGCAAGCUUUUUGCCAUGAAGUGUAUAAAGAAGAAGCAGAAGAGCAUUCCCAAUCUGGAGAAUGAAAUCGCUGUGUUGAGAAAGAUCAAACAUGAGAACGUUGUUGGCUUGGAGGAUUUCUAUGAAAGUCGCUCCCACUACUACCUUGUCAUGCAGCUCGUGUCUGGGGGCGAGUUGUUUGACCGUAUCCUGGACCGGGGGAUGUACUCUGAAAAGGACGCCAGCAGGGUGAUCCAACAGGUACUCCUUGCUGUGCAGUACCUCCAUCAGAAUGGCAUUGUCCACCGCGACCUCAAGCCGGAGAACCUCCUCUACUACAACCAGGAUGAGAACUCCAAGAUUAUGAUCAGUGACUUUGGCCUGUCCAAGAUGGAGGACAGCAGCGUCAUGUCGACGGCCUGUGGCACUCCAGGAUAUGUGGCUCCUGAAGUCUUGGCCCAGAAACCCUACAGCAAGGCAGUGGACUGCUGGUCCAUUGGAGUCAUCACUUAUAUCCUGCUCUGUGGAUAUCCCCCUUUCUACGAAGAGACAGAGUCACUGCUGUUCUCUAAGAUAAUGAAAGCGCAGUAUGAGUUCGACUCGCCCUUCUGGGAUGACAUCUCGGAGUCAGCCAAAGAUUUUAUCCGCAACAUGAUGCAGAAGAACCCUAAGAUGCGCUUCACCACAGAGGUCGCUCUGAGGCAUCCCUGGAUCAUCGGGAAGACGGCACGAAGCCGGGAUAUCUACCACUCUGUCAGUGUUCAGAUCCAGAAGAACUUUGCCCAGAGCAAGUGGAAGAAAGCCUAUAACGCCACUGUGGCGAUCAACCAGAUGAAGAAGCUGCAGCUGGUCAGUUCUGACCUGUUGGUCAAGACGCAGACCCUCGACAUGCCCACCAUCCAGGUUAUCGACGUCUCCUCCCCUGUCAAGCCUUUAAACCCAAUGGAUCCCAAGAGGCUGGAACCCAACCGGAACCAAAUGACUUUACCAAUCAUCACCAAUGACUCCAAGAGCCACCAGACCCUAAAGAUUAGCCAAAGCGAGGCAGGACAUUCCCAUACCCUCGCAGAGACCGGCAAACACUGCUACCAUUCUGAGCCUGCGAACCUCAAUACGUACAGGGUGACAACCAACCGCAACGGCAAGGCUCUUCAGACUGGAGUUUGCUCUGUAAUGUGAAGGGUCUAAAGGUGGAGCUUGUGUGGAAAACUUUUAUUAGGUCAGUCGACUGACUCCGUCACGGCUGCUUCUUUCAUGUGGGCCGGCCCCAAGCACUGUGACUGGCUGGUGGGUGGCCAGGACAGAGAGUGUGGCCAGUGAGAUUCAGGAUCCGCCAGGAUUUUUAACAGUGCCUAGAAUCCUUUCUGAACAGACUCUUGCUCUACAUGCGGGUACAGGGACUGAUGUCACACACAGACCGCAUAUGUUUAUUCAUGAGGUAGCCUAUGAUUUCCAGCCUCCUAGGAAGGAGUGGCAAUACGCUCAUUAGGGACCGGGUGAUGUAUGUAUUAAAACAAAGACUAGCUAUUCUUAACAUAAUUUUGUUAUGACCCCUAAAGAAAGAGUUGGUCAGGGAAGCUUUAUUUGAAUGUUGUGAGGUAGAGAUGUGAGAAAAGACUGUGAAAGAAUAAAUAGGACCUCAUCUAUGUAAUUUGGCAGAUGCUCUUAUUCACAACAACUCUCUUAUCUACAAUGACCUCAGUGCAUACAUUUUCAUACUUUUGUAUGAAAGCCAACUGAGCUAAACAUGACUGCUGUACAUGACUGUAGUAACUGUUCUGUGAUGUGCAGAGUGGGUUGAGACAGAAAGGGGAAAGUAAAACCAAGCAGGUUUCUAUCUUUAUGUAAGUUCACAGGGAAAGUCUUGAAAGUUCUUUGGGUUUCUGAAAAUGGUGUUGUUCUCUGUCAAAUAAACUGUCCCUCAUUCUUUCGAUCAAGCUUUAUUCUGUAAUACAGUAUAUUAUUUGUAUAUUCUUUUUGAACAAGACAUUUCUUAAAAGUACUAAGAAGCAGAGAAUAGUGUAAUUUACAGACGGGUGACAAGUUAAAGCAAAACCUUUUGUAAAGGGGGGGGUUUGUGCACUGCAGCUAUAAUAUAAUAACCCAGUAAAGCAUCAUGGCAUGUUAAUCUAAUUUGCACUUGUGACCACAACUUCCCAUAGAUUUAAAUGUGGAUGUAACUUUAAUCACUGUUCCUAUGGUGACACUGGCCAGUUGACCGGUCUUUGUGACUGAAGCUCCUGCCAUCCAUGCCCCACUAAGGAACCCUCUUUCAAAGUCACUUACAUCCUUUCCUCCUGCCACCUUGAUCCAAAAUCAAGGUCAACUGGGCCUGCUCCGUAUUUGUAUACAUGCCACAGUGCAUGAUGGGAUGUUAAGUCAUUAAUCUUAUCAUGUAGCACAUCUGCAUGGAAGAAUCUACAUUUGUUAUGUUAAGGUUAUGUUAUGUUAAAGUAAUGAAUUAGUGUAAGUUAAUGUUAAUGACUUGCCAUCAUACUAGCAAUCACAUAUUAAUGAACACUGAGACUGUAAAUAAUAUUUGAAAUAUAAUAAAUCAAUGUGCAGAAGUGAUAAUGAUAUUUUCAAUAUUAUUAAUUACUUCAUGACUUGUUAA